GGCUGCUGCUGUGUGACUCACCCUCCAGGAGGGAGCUGUGCAGAUUUUACAGGCAGGCAGGUGGGAUGUCACUCAAGUCAGGGGUGAUGGUGGCAAACUGGAAGUGUCAGGGUUAUCCAGAGUUCCACUUGUUUGUUUUAAGUGCACCAUCCCUGCAGUGUCCAGGGAUGGGACUGUCCUGCCCUGGUGUGUGUGAUGAUCUGUCAGUGAGGAUGUGCUUCUCAUCCCUCCCCAUGCCCUUUAUUUGCUUAUCCCCAAGGGACUGUUUCUAUCCCUCUCUCAACCCUUCCUGUUACCAGCCCUCCUUUUCCCUGGGACUCUCAUUCUCUUGCUCCACUCUCCUUCCAGCAAGCAUUUAUCUCUGUGUUUUUCCCCUCUGACACAGUUUCUAGCACUUCCUUGGCCUUUUUCCAGGCCCUUGUUGAGAAUGCCUAUGGUGCUGCUGUGGUUGUCCAGCUGUGAUGGCUGUGGCCCAUCCCCUUUGUCCCCCUGCUCCUGGAGACAUCCAGCCCCUCUUGGCUGCUGUUCACAUGUGUGCAGAGUAAUCCUUUGAACAGCUGCACCUGAGUCUUGGCUUUCCAGGUGUUUGAAUGCUUUUCUGCAUCUCCACAGGAUUAUGCAGGGACUGUUUGAAAGGCUGGAAGGGCCCUGUUUUCCAGGUGCAUUUGAGGCUGUGAUGGUGUGUCACCCCUCAGGAACGAGCUUGAAGGGAAAGGAGCUGGGACUCUGAAAUCGCUUUGUCACGUGCACUGUGACAGUGAAUUUAAUAACUCCAGUGGAGGACACAAGGUCUAACUACCCCCAGGCACGUGCUGGGGAGUGUUUCGGGCAGCCUGCACCAGUAAGGAAGUCUUAACUUUGCCAGGGGCAGACCAGGUGGCACAGGAAGGAGCCAAGUGAGAGCCUAAUGUGUGUUCCAUGGGCACUGAAUGCCAGCUGUGAAUCUGGGGCUGUCUGUGUGUGGUUAGCUAAUUAGCACCACUGGCAGCCUUUUAAGUGAAAACAGGAAAAAAAAAGACAUUGGAACUAAUGUUCCUUGUUUUGGAUGUGUUUGACUGCUCCUUUUUUUUUGGCUGUGGAUUGCAGGAGGCUGCAGGGUGAGGUCACCCCGUGCUGGACGCCAAGGGGGCCAUGCAGAUGAGCAGGACUACAAUGUACUGACUGUGAGCAGCUUCCGACAGAGUUCUUGCCUCCAUGGGUGCUGGGAGAGGGCCUUUCCUCUUCUGGGUGAUUGAUGCUGGCCUGCAUCAAACAAGUGUUGGACAUGAUCUUUCCCUGGGAGGAAGUUAGUACAGUUUUUUUUGGAACAGCAUGACCAAAAUCAAGAUAAAAUGCAUCCAGCACAAGCUGGGCAAGCUGAGGCUGGGUUUGUGCCCUGAGACUCUGUUAGUCCUGACUCUGUUAGUCCUGAGGUCCUCAGGAUGUGACUCUGUAGUAGUUCUGCAGGCAGAGGCACGAAGUAAAAUGUGCAUUUUGGAGCUUUUUUAAUUAUUGUUUAAAAUAUCCUGGCUUGUCACACUAACAAACACAGGAACUUUUCUUAGAAGAUGAAGGGAGGAAUCAGGCAUCCUCAACUAUAAACUACAGAAUGAGUUUAUUUUUUCCCCACUUGACUUUGACUCAGCUUCGGAUAUUUGGAGAUUUCAGAGUUUCUGUUUCCAAACUGCUUUUUUUUUCCCCUGCAGAUUAAAGUUUGAACUGGUGUGUCUCUUCUCCCUCACAGUCCAGUUUUCUCUGGUUAACUUAUGCUUCUGCCUGCCCUUAGCUCACACCCUUCCCACGAGAGAGGAACGGUCUCGGUUGCUGGCGCUUGUCCUCGUGGAAGCACCCUGAGCACAUCUCAGUGAGUGACCCCUGAGCACACAGUGUCUGUGAGGUCCAGGACAGGCCAUGAGAAGAACUAGGCCAUGGGGCACGUUUCUGUGAAGGAAAAGAGCACAGCACCAAACCAGCGUGAAGGUUUUUCUUGUACUUCCCUGCAGACAAAUCAGUCAAGGCCUCUGUCCAGGAGAAGUAGAAAUGCAGCCUAAGCAAAACGUUGCAAACUGAGCUGGAGAGUGUUGCAGCCUGGAUACCAGUUGUGGAGUUUCACUUAAGGAUUGAGGAGGGAACUUGUAGUGGUCUCCCCGGUGCCGGUCCCGGGACAGAGGGGCCCGGAGCUGCCAUGACGACGGGCGACUGCUGCCACCUCCCCGGGUCCCUGUGCGACUGCCCGGGCAGCGCUGCCCUCUCCAAGUCGGUGGAGGACUCGGACAUCGGGCGCCCUCAGUACAUCACCCAGGUCACCGCCAAGGACGGGCGGCUCCUCUCCACCGUCAUCAAGGCGCUGGGCGCCCAGAGUGAUGGUCCCAUCUGUCGAAUCUGUCAUGAAGGUGGAAAUGGGGAGGGACUGCUUUCCCCAUGUGACUGCACAGGAACACUGGGCACCGUGCACAAGAGCUGCCUGGAAAAAUGGUUAUCCUCCUCCAACACAAGUUACUGUGAGCUCUGCCACACAGAAUUUGUUGUAGAGAGAAGACCAAGACCUUUGACAGAGUGGCUGAAGGACCCCGGGCCCCGCAAUGAGAAGAGGACCCUGUUCUGUGACAUGGUGUGUUUCCUGUUCAUCACCCCGCUGGCGGCGAUCUCGGGCUGGCUGUGCCUGCGCGGGGCCCAGGACCACCUGCAGUUCAACAGCCGCCUGGAGGCCAUCGGACUCAUAGCACUCACUAUUGCACUUUUCACAAUCUACGUCCUCUGGACGCUGGUUUCGUUCCGCUACCACUGCCAGCUGUACUCGGAGUGGCGAAGGACCAACCAGAAAGUCCGCCUGAUGAUCCCAGCCUCGAGGAGCCCUCACCCCGUGCCCCACUCCCUCCUCUCCGCCAAGCUCAUGAAGAAAACCGCGGAUGAGACGACUGUCUGAGCCGUCCCACGGCCACCAACUGGGGCCAGCCCAGGGCUGUGUGUCCUCAUGUGCCCAGGGCAACUCUGGGGGCACCAGGAAACAAUCAUCCCACACAAGGGGACUCUGUGGUCAGCACCUGCUUCAGACUUUGACAAACAGACAAAUAAUCAACGUCUGUGUGUGAAAUGGCCCAAAAGAGCCCAGUGGCAGAAAAUGCCUCUCUGCAGGGACAUUUUCCCAUAACUAAAUACCAUACGUGGAAAAUAUCUCCCUCUCUCUCUCUAUAUAUAUAUCUAUAUAUAAUAUUAUUUUUUAAUGGCCAUGCAUAUUGUGUUUCAGUCCUUUUGUGUAGAUGUUCUAAGCUUCAGGAUAGAAGCUGGCAGCCUGAUCUCAUUCAGAGGUUAAAUCAAUGCCUUUUCUCCAAAUGAGCAUAUAAAGAACACUUCUCAUCAUCCGUUCUUGAAAGGCCCCUUCUCCUUUGCACUAAAUUGGUUUUGAUAAUACUGCAGCAGCCUUCCUGUUACUCUUUGGUCUCUUUCAUGGUGUUCUGUCCUUUCUAGAAAGUUGAGUGUUUUUAAUAAUUAUUAUAAUCCCAGAAGGAGUAAAAUGACGUGAUACUGAAUGGAGACAUUUUGUAUUGUAAAGUACUGUAAUUUUGAGAUAUAAGUUUCAAAAAGAGAGAUCUUUUCCAGUGCAGAUGUGAUCUCACAAGAUGCUUUCCUUGCCUAUCCUGGCUCACCCCCAGGACUCGGAUGCACUCAGCUCUUGGUAUGUCUGGCAAAGGUAGAUGGAGGAUCCAAGGGUGGAGAGUCAUGGCUUGUAUUAGCUAAACCCACCAUUGCCUUUUGGUUUUAAACGAUCGAGAAAGGAGCUUUCCUGACCCCAGAAGGUUGAAGUUUCUGUUUGCUGAUGUCCUUUCACCAUCCUGAGGCUGGACCUCCCGUAGCAUCAGUUCCACACGUACCUUAGGGGACAGGCCAUGCCCUGCGGCGCUGGCAGGACGCAGGUGCUCUUGGCUGUCUCUGCGCUUUAUUUGCACAUUCCAGAGGAGCUGCUGGGAUUGAGUUCAUCCCUGACAGCGCUGCCUGCCUGUUGUGUCCUCUAGUGAAACCCUCCCAGUUCGCUGGUUCCCAGAGAACAGGUUUGGGUCCCUUCUUUUGUGGGGCUGGUGUUCCUCCUCCUCCUUCUUUCCUUUUUUUCACCUGCAUUUCCAGCACAUCCAGCUGUCGAAACCCUCUGUCUCAGAGUGCCCUGUCUGCCCAGGGUCUCGCUGGUUUGGCUUUGGUCCUUGCCUCUCUGCCACCCUCCCACCCUGCCAUGUGGUGCCCGUGCCUGGUGCUGAGCUUCCCUGAGCCUCCCGUGUGGCACAGGCUGUGAGGACGCCGGCGGUGCCGCUGCCCUGCCCGGUGCUCCAGAGGUGUGUGCUCAGCUGGAGCCUGGGCUCUGCUCCCGUGAUGGUGAGGGCAGAGAGCAGGGAGGAGGCAGGCUCCAAGGUGCCCAUGUGUGGAUGGUGAUGUGUGUGACACACUGUGUCCCUCUGCCCCUUUGCUGAACCCAAGUGGAUCAGUCCAAUGCCCUGCUGGACCGAGACCUGUCGUUUCUUGGAUUCAAAGCACCCCAUGUCCUUCCUCCUCCUCCUCCUCCUUUCUAGCUGCAAAGCAGGAUGCUUUUCCUUAUGUGUCCCAUGACCCUGGGCUGGAAGUUUCUGGUGGCAUGAGUAGCAGGGGCUACAGUGUCCUGUCUGUCCCAAGAGGAUCACUCCAGCCCUGGGUCCUGGGUUCUGUUGGCUCUUCUCCUCCAUCUUCUGUGCCAGGGUUCUCGUGCAACUCAGGGAUACCCCGGCACAUCUUUCAGCAGCCUCUCUGUCCCUUCCCUUCUGCCACAUACCCAUGGGCACCUUCCCUUUUCCCAGUCAUGCAGGGAUGACUCUGGCCCCGGUGCUCCUGGAGGAGGGGCUGCUGCAGCCCAGCUCCAGUCCCAGUCCCUGCUCCAGUCCCAUCCUGUUCCCACCCAGUUGCUCCCCGCUCCUCACACCCUUCCAUGGCAGCGGGCACUGCACCACUGCCCUGUGCCUUGUCCUGGGUACCCCUUUCUUCAGGCCCUUUCCAACAACCCCUUUGUCACCAGGACAUUCUCAGUGGAGAAAAAUAGGGGAGUGGUUUCACCUUUUCAUCCCUGGCUGCCUCCCAGGAGCUUGGCCUUGCAGUGCACCGAGUUCUGGCCAGUGACAAGGGAUGUGCACUCCCACACCACGUUCCCCAGGUAAGGACUUAAUGGAGCCAGUGUUCCAGUUAGGAGACCCACUGUUGAUCCUAAUAUGCAACUGUGAAAGCCAGAAGCCCCUGGCUGGGGCAGUGGGGGCCCGGCCCUGUGCUGUAGGGCAGCCAUGGCUGCACUCAGCUUCCUUGACUUUAUUGUCGUUGCCAAUAAUUGGAGUUGUUGCAUGUCCCCCUGCAAACCCAACAGCCACUCUUUAAAUCUUUUCCUCCUUCCUAGAGGAGAUGUUCAGCUUGUGGAUGUGGGAAAUCAGUGUCUGACCCACCACGUUCCAGUGUCAUGGGGAAACGGGCUGUGCAAUUAUGUAAAUAAAAGUGAGACAAAC
Molecule: messenger RNA, 5489 nt
Organism: Chiroxiphia lanceolata (lance-tailed manakin)
Lineage: Eukaryota; Metazoa; Chordata; Aves; Passeriformes; Pipridae
Gene: MARCHF2
Product: membrane associated ring-CH-type finger 2
Exons: 6
Coding region: 2165-2905 (246 amino acids)
Biological process (GO): protein ubiquitination
Molecular function (GO): ubiquitin-protein transferase activity; zinc ion binding
Source: RefSeq, a predicted model, not a curated record